AUGGCCUCAAUUCUUUUUUCUCUAGGUUCCUGGCUAUUUCCACUAAAAGAUUCACAACAAAAAGUUCAGGCAAAAAUUUUCACUAGUGGGAAGUUCUCUAACACAACAAGACACAUCACGGUCCUGUCAGAUGGUUCCAUAUCAAAACAAGAAUUAUUCAUUUGCACAGGAGUAAACAACAGUGACCCUCGACAUUUGCUGACCCUAACCUCUGGACUUCAGGUGAUGUGUGACACAAUGACAGACGGUGGAGAAUGGACCAUUUUCCAAAGACGUGUUUCUGGGGCUGUAGACUUUUAUCGGAACUGGACAGAAUACAAAAAUGGGUUUGGUGAUUUUACUUCAGGUAAUUUUUACCUUGGCAAUGAGAACAUGUAUCUCUUAACGUCUAAAAACAGAAUAGAACUGAGAGGUCGCUACGCCUCUGGUCUAGCAGCACACAAAGGUAUGAUGUUCUCUACAUUUGAUCGCGAUAACGACAAAUACAGUGGAUUUAACUGUGCUAAUUACUUCCACGGAGCGUGGUGGUUUAAAAGUUGUCAUAACUCUCAUCUUAACGCUGGUUGGGGGACAAACAAUUUAUACUGGAUGCGCAUGUAUAAUACAUCACUCAAUGAAAUGAAAUUUAGAGCAGUCUAA
Molecule: messenger RNA, 639 nt
Organism: Physella acuta
Lineage: Eukaryota; Metazoa; Mollusca; Gastropoda; Physidae
Product: ficolin-1-like
Source: RefSeq, a predicted model, not a curated record